GACAAAUAAAACGAAAUAAGGUGAAAAAUGUCCGGCCUGGAAUCCUAUAUCAACCACACCGUGUCCAUAAUUACUGCGGAUGGACGGAACUUCAUCGGGACACUGAAGGGCUUCGACCAGACCAUCAACAUCAUCAUCGACGAGUGUCAUGAGCGGGUUUUCUCAACGUCGUCCGGCAUCGAGCAGAUUGUGCUGGGACUACAUAUCAUUCGCGGCGACAACAUUGCAGUAAUUGGAUUGAUUGACGAGAGCAUCGACUCCCGCCUGGACUUCGCCAACAUCCGUGGGGAGCCUCUGGGGCCCGUUGUGCACUAAUGAAUAGCGAAUAAAACAAGACUCUUUAUAUUUACUAAAA
Molecule: messenger RNA, 355 nt
Organism: Drosophila pseudoobscura
Lineage: Eukaryota; Metazoa; Arthropoda; Insecta; Diptera; Drosophilidae
Product: U6 snRNA-associated Sm-like protein LSm8
Exons: 1
Coding region: 28-315 (95 amino acids)
Biological process (GO): mRNA splicing, via spliceosome
Cellular component (GO): precatalytic spliceosome; U4/U6 x U5 tri-snRNP complex; U6 snRNP
Molecular function (GO): RNA binding
Source: RefSeq, a predicted model, not a curated record